UUUCCAAAAUUCUGUGGAUAUUGUCUCCUUCGGCUCUGCCCCUCCAUACAUUCUGCAUUCAGUUGAUACAGAAACUCUUUUUUUUCCUUUUUUCUUUGUCAUAAGACUAAGAAUACAGUUCAGUGAUUUUAACUGAAUAUCGAAAAAUUUUAUGUGACUGAUAAUUAAUAAGAGCAACUUAUUGGAUUAAUUAACUGCUGCACUCAAGAGAAAACUUAAGUGCAGAUGGCAUUAGCGCCUGUUGGAGUAUCAAGGAUAUCUUUGUUUAAAGCUGCCUCUUUAGACAUUAAUGGAAGCAACUGGGUUUCAAGUGGUUGCUCGAUAGCUCCUCCAUCAGCUGAUGCUACCAGGCUUGUGGUUCUCAAAUCAGCUACUCAACGUAAACACAUUGCUUGUUCAGCCGUUCAAGAAUCAUCCACUCCUACUGUUUCUGCUGAGGCAAAGGAAGAAAAGGCAGAAGCGAAACCAGCAGCUGCCAAGCCAAAAGCUGCAGCAAAAGCUCCUGCUAAGAAAUUGCCUGAAUUGAUGGAGGAAGAUGUUAUUCCUGAUCUCAGAUCAGCACUUGAAGCUCAAGAUGAUAUAACAGAUCUCGAACUAGCCUAUAAGGACACUACAUUAGAAGGUUCAUUUCAGCAAAAUGGCAUAGCCUACUCAUUCUGGGCCUUUUUUCCUGAUGGAGCACUAACAGGUCCAAAGGGAUUUGCACUUUCCUCGUAUGGCUCGGAAGUGAGCACUGUGGAACCAUUUCUUAUCGACGAGAAGAAGAUCACCUCAAAACAUGUAGUGUUCUGGGUUUUGAAGCGACUGGCUGCACAAGGCAUCAUUCCAGUGUGGGAACUAUAAGUUGCUUAUCAAUGAAUGUUGUUCAAUCUAUAAAAUCCAAAUUUAUAAUUUAUCUUGUAUAAGAUCCUUUGUUAAUAAUAUACCAAGUGCAAAAAAUUAUUGUUC
Chenopodium quinoa (quinoa) is the source of this 948-nucleotide messenger RNA. RefSeq lists its product as uncharacterized. The transcript has 6 exons. Bases 226 to 843 code for a protein of 205 amino acids. NCBI's taxonomy places the organism in Eukaryota, Viridiplantae, Streptophyta, Magnoliopsida, Caryophyllales, Amaranthaceae. The record is from RefSeq and is a predicted model, not a curated record.